Messenger RNA from Peromyscus eremicus (cactus mouse), 882 nucleotides. It is a transcript of the gene Fcn3, whose product is annotated as ficolin 3. The record is from RefSeq and is a predicted model, not a curated record. NCBI's taxonomy places the organism in Eukaryota, Metazoa, Chordata, Mammalia, Rodentia, Cricetidae.
AUGUGGGCCACUGGCCCUAAGGAUAUAAGGGCUGCCUGCUUGAGGGCCCAGGCUCACCCUAGCUGCCCAGAACCCAGGGAACUGGAAGCCUUCAAAGCUGUCUUCCUGAGCAGUUGUCCGGGAGUCCCAGGAAGUCCUGGGGAGGAGGAAUCUACAGGUCCCCAAGGGUGACCUGGACCACCAAGCAAGAUGGAUCCCAAGGGGGAACCUGGGAUCUUGAGCUGCCAGAAACUGCUGAGUCCCAGUGCUACCUUGAGUGGUUGGUACCAUUUGUGUCUACGAGGGGGUAGAGCUCUCCCAGUCUUUUGAGACGUGGACACUUCAGGGAGUAGCUUGCUGGCUGGUGUUCGGGGACGAUAGGAUGGGUCUGUGGAUUUCCUCCACUCUUGGGCCUCCUACAAAGGAUUUGAGAGACAGGAGUCUGAGUUCUGGCUGGAGAAUGAGAAUUUACACUAGCUUACUCUGGAGGGUGCCCAGGAAGGGCAGGUAGAGCUGGAAGACUUCGAAGGCACUGGUACCUUUGUCCACUAUGACACUCGGAAGUACUACCAGUGGGUACUGGGGGACUCUCUGAGCUUCCACAAUGGGAAGGCUUUUACCACCUAUGACACAGACCAUGAUUCAAGCUAGGGCAACUGUGCAGUGGCGGUCCCUGGUGCCUGGUGGUACAGAUCCAGCUACUGAGCCAGUCUUGAGGGGUACUAUUACUAUGCUGCAUCGGAGGCCACUGCCCACAAGUAUGGCAUCGACUAGGCCUCAGGCAAAGGUGUGGGCCACCCCUACUGCAGGGUUCACAUGAUGCUUCGCUAGAGUCCUCCGAUUGUCAGUGCGCUUAUCACAGCUUCCGUGCCUUAGCGACCUCAUUGCCAACCGCCUGCUUCC